AUGGCGAGCCCAAAAAGCAACCAGGGUUUUGGAGGUUUUAGUCAAGAGGAGAUCGAUCGAAUGAUUAAGAAAUGGAAGCCUGCGGAUAUCGGGUUCUUCGACCCUUUAAUCAAAGACCCCGGUGGUUUCACCCUUGUCAACGGGAUCGUUCAUUACACAAGUGUAUACACUUUCGUUGAACGGAUACAUCAUUUAGCAUCAUUGAAACCGGAAAAGGCUGUACGUGCCCAACUUCACUCCUGUUUGAAGAACGAUGCUCUUUCGUGGUACACUGGAUUACUGGACAUUGAGAAACGGCUCUUGACAUUAGAGACCCUUCAGAACGGUUGGUUUAAGAGUUUGAUCGAUAAAUUCAAGCCUCAUCGGUGCGAGACCCUUAGCGAGCUCGAAUACGCUUUCUAUGGAUGGCCACAGAUCAGAGCUGGUAAGACUGCCCAUGAGCAUGCUUAUAACAUUAUACGGCUGCUGAAGGCCUCCGGGACAUAUUCCGAAGCAGAUCAAGUACAGCGCAUCAUCGAUUCCCUGGAUGGCGGGUUGAGACGAGACCUACUCCCUGCUGAUAAGAGCAUAAGUGCCUUUAUAGAAAAGCUUGAUUUUUACGAGCGAAUCUGGCGCCGCCAGAGCACUGAGCAUACGUCUGGGUCCUUGCAGAGCUUCGUUCAAGAUGUUUAA
Messenger RNA from Penicillium verhagenii, 672 nucleotides. RefSeq lists its product as uncharacterized. Bases 1 to 672 code for a protein of 223 amino acids. The record is from RefSeq and is a predicted model, not a curated record. The transcript has 2 exons. NCBI's taxonomy places the organism in Eukaryota, Fungi, Ascomycota, Eurotiomycetes, Eurotiales, Aspergillaceae.